CAAUGUACAUUUAUUUACAUGUCAUGGCGUAAAAUGUUUAUAAAUAUACAUAUUUAAAUAUAUGUUCUUGUAACUGUAUAGACUUUAGGAAGAUUUCUGAAAUAGAAAUUUUAAUUCCUUGUAAUUUAUUUAUAUUAGUCUCAUUAUACCAAAAAAUGAACCUUUUAAAAAAAAAAUAGGUUAAGUCCAGGAAAGUGGUACAUCAAAGAUUUUGAAGAGUUGAGAUGUGAACUUAAAAAAAGGGUUUGGUAUUUUUUUUGUCUGUCGCCAUGAGACGGUUACCUCUUUUAAAACUUUUCAUUCUAUUUUUUUUAUGUGUAACAGUUUUAUACAUUUAUUCCGCUAGCAAUCGUAGCAAAAACAAUACCGAAAUAGUAAAAUCGGGGCAUAUAGUUGACAGUAACCAAGAGAAGCCAUUUAUAGAUAGGAUUGUAAUAUCAUUUGUAGUGUGUGACUCUAGGUUUAAUGAGUCUUUAAAUGUUAUAAAAUCUGUCUUGCUUUUUACAAAGACUCCAGUUUACUUUGUUAUAUUCACUGACAAUAAAUUAAGAUCACAAUUCAAUGAAACUCUCCACAAAUGGAAAGCUAUGUUUGACAACCAGCUUGAUUUUGAAUUACAAAGAAUCAAAUUUCCUGAAGCACACGAAGAAGAUUGGAUGAAUUUGUUUAGUAAAUGUGCAGCUCAACGAUUGUUUAUUCCAAAAUUACUCCCACAUAUUGACUCUAUGAUAUAUGUGGACACAGAUACCUUAUUCUUAGGACCAGCUGAUGAUCUGUGGAAAACUUUUAAAAAGCUUAACAAUUCACAAAUAUCAGCUAUGACUCUGGAAGAUGAUAAUCCUAAUGUCUCAUGGUACCCUAGAUUUGCCAAGCAUCCCUUUUAUGGAAAAUAUGGCCUUAAUUCGGGAGUGAUGCUCAUGAAUUUAACAAGAAUGAGAGAUUUUGGAUGGGUUGAUUAUGUGACACCUAUAAUGUUAAAGUGGAAACUGUACAUUCCCUGGGGAGACCAGGAUAUUAUAAACAUAAUAUUCCAUUACCAUGAAAGAGCUGUAUAUAUAAUGUCCUGUCGUUAUAAUUAUCGCUCAGAUCAGUGUAUGUAUGGAGAUGCAUGCGCUGAUGCUACAGAACAUGGUGUAUUUGUAUUACAUGGCAGCCGGAAAGCUUUUCACAACCACAAACAACCAGCUUUUGAGGCAAUUUACCGGGCCGUUGAUGAAUAUGAAGUUGGAACUGAUCCAAUGAAAAUUCUGGAAAACAUAGAUAAAUAUUUAAUGGAUGCUCCACAGUCGCAUUGCGGUAAUUUAAAAGACGCCUUCCUUAAAAUACCUCUACAAACAUUAAUAAAGAAACACUCGAGACCUGAUAGAUAAUAGAAAUAUUGUUAGACUAACACUGAGACUCGAUGUUUAUUAUAUUAAAUACAGAUAUAAAGAUUUUUCGAAGUUUUGUGCACGUACACUAACGUGCAUCACAAUAUUGGUCAGCUAUAAAAUAGUCGACUAUAUCAUUAAUCGCGAAACAAUAUAUAAGAAUCUGUUAACUUAAACAAUAGUCAGCAAAAAUAAUUUACCAAAUAUUAGAUUGUAAUAGUUUUACUAUGUCAUAUCUAUUACACGAAUAAGUUUUAGAACAGUGGAAUUAUAUUAAAAGCAAAUUAUAUAUUUAAUGUAUUUAUUUAUUACUCUUAUAUGUGGUUAAAAUCACAAAAAUCACGAAACUAUUAUUCUUUAUAUAUUUUUGGUAAUAUAAUUAUAAAAUUUAAGUAAUGUUACUGGGAUUGGAUUUUUGCGUGUUUAUUCUAUCCCGUUCAAUCAUAUGGGCCAAUCAUAUAUUCGCUGCCCAGCCAAUGAGUGCGUUGCAUAUGCCACAUUCGUUUGUUUUACAAUUCAAUUAGGCUGUACCGCAUCACAAACAUGGGUCAAGAACUUAGCCUUAAACAUUAUAAUACCAACUAUUUCUAUAAGUCUUAAUUAAAAAUAUUUUGGU
Messenger RNA from Vanessa tameamea, 1986 nucleotides. RefSeq names its product Ribosomal protein S29 (gene RpS29). Bases 270 to 1370 code for a protein of 366 amino acids. The transcript has 6 exons. Gene Ontology annotation, molecular function: structural constituent of ribosome; UDP-xylosyltransferase activity; zinc ion binding. Gene Ontology annotation, cellular component: cytosolic small ribosomal subunit; ribosome. Gene Ontology annotation, biological process: protein O-linked glycosylation via N-acetylgalactosamine; translation. Lineage: Eukaryota; Metazoa; Arthropoda; Insecta; Lepidoptera; Nymphalidae. The record is from RefSeq and is a predicted model, not a curated record.